Photinus pyralis (common eastern firefly) is the source of this 1208-nucleotide messenger RNA. RefSeq names its product ornithine decarboxylase antizyme (gene Oda). NCBI's taxonomy places the organism in Eukaryota, Metazoa, Arthropoda, Insecta, Coleoptera, Lampyridae. Gene Ontology annotation, cellular component: nucleus; cytoplasm. Gene Ontology annotation, biological process: positive regulation of protein catabolic process. The record is from RefSeq and is a predicted model, not a curated record. Gene Ontology annotation, molecular function: ornithine decarboxylase inhibitor activity.
UGUGGAGGUGGUAUCGGAUGUUGGCUGUCAUUGCGGGUCUUAUUAAAUGUUAAUUUUCUUCAAUGCGAAAACUCCUUACGAAGUGAACGUGUGCCGUUAAGUGCUUAAUUUUCUUUAAUUAUGAAUUUUAGUGCUUCAGAAGCAUUAAGUAAUCCAGAUAAUUCAGAGAGUAAUUUAGAAGAGAUGCUUGCCGUGUUAAAAAGAAAUAAUAUGGAGGAGUUUAUGUUAAAUAGUAAACGUUCAGCUAUGAGUGCGUCUUUCGCCGACUGUUUUAAGGUGUCUCUGGGCACAGGGCCUCUGUGGUGGUCCGAUGUCCCUAACAAGGAAAACGAAGGUCCACCACCACUAAGGCUUACUUUUAAAACAGCUCGUCAACCCUGGGAUGCAGUCUUGCUUAAACAAACUUUAUUUGUCGCACUACCUCCCACGAUGCUUCCUGAAGGAUCAAGAGAGGCUUUUAUUGCACUUUUAGAAGCGGCCGAAGAACAGUUAAAAUGUAGACAUGUGGUUGUGGUUUUUGAAAAAGAUCGCCCAGAUCGAUCCACUUUAAUUCGCACAUUCAUGUUUCUUGGAUUCGCUAUCUUAUCACCGACUUCGCAAAUUUUGCCAUCCUCUCUUGGAGCUCAAAAUAUAUGUAUGCUGUAUCUCAUAGAGUAGUUAACAUCCAGACCGGUUCUCAUACCUGUUACAAUACUAGUAUAUUACUUAAUUUAAUUAAUAGAAUUACUUCUUUUAUUAGAGAUCAUUGUUUAUAUUUAGGUGUGUUGACUAAAAUACUAUAAGAAAUAUAUUUUCUAUAAAGUGUAAUUAGUUAGAUAGACGGGAGGUAGAGGUAUGUUUUAAGUACUAUAUAACAAUCAUUUAUUGUAAAAGUACAAAUUCAAAUGUGCAUAAGCUCAUCGUUUUUUUGUAUGUUACUGUAUGCUUUAGAUAUAGGUAGUGUUUGUAGUAUGUUUUGUUGAACAGGUAUGAGCUAAUAUUAUCUAAGUAAGCCUUGGUGUCAUUUUAAGGUCCUAGUAAGUAUAUACAUAAUAAAUGUUAAAAAAAACAAAAAAAUAUUAGAAUAUAGGAACACUUAACAAUUUUCAGUCUUGAUUUGUAUAAUUCCCUUUCACUUUAUAUGACUUCACAUGCUUCAUUUUUAGAAUGUAUCAUCAUUUGUAUUAACACACUAUGAUUUUUUGUAGUAAUAAAUAGUUUUGUUUGAA